AUGGACACUGAGAAUGUGGAGCCAUCACCGCCAGCUGUCAAUACUGAUACAGAAAAGACAAUCCAACCAGCUCCAGAAAAGGAUGUAGUUAAUGACACUCCUCCAUUGCCAGCAGUGGACACUGAAAGCGUGGAGCCAUCAACGCCAGCUGUCAAUACCAUUACUGAAGAAACCAUCCAACCACCUCUAGAGAAAGCUAUAACUAUUGACAGUGCUCCACUGCCAGGUGUCGUAACCUUGAUGGAAAAGACAAACCAACCUGCUCCAGAAGAGGAUGUAGUUAAUGACACUCUUCCUUUGCCACUAGCGAGAGCAUGUAACCAUAAACGCCAGAUGUUGAUACUCCACCAUCCAACCAGCUCCGUAAGAGGAUGUAGUUACUGACACACAUCCAUUGCCAGUAUCAAACACUAACAAAGUGGAACCACCACCACCAGCUGGUGCUACUGAUAUUGAAGCAACCAUCCAACCACCAGACAAAAGCUGUUAUAGAGGUCGCUACCAUCAUAGAACAUUGA
Messenger RNA from Pelobates cultripes (western spadefoot toad), 518 nucleotides. NCBI's taxonomy places the organism in Eukaryota, Metazoa, Chordata, Amphibia, Anura, Pelobatidae. The record is from the annotation of a GenBank genome assembly.